GGUUGGUCUUCGAUUAUAGGCAUCACGACCGCAAUCAUUGGCAAUGUCCUCAUCUCGUUCGCCUUGAACACGCAGCGAUAUGCCCAUAUCCGUCUCAAUCGCCAAUACCAUCAAGACGAGGAAGAGAGGAAAAGCGACAAACGCAACCGGAGUCGUGUUUCUCAACAGGAGCGCAUAGCUGAGGAAAGAGCAGCCCAGAAUCUCAAUGGCAAUGGUGUUGAGCCAAACGAGUCUGAUCCGCUGCUUCCUUCGUCUGCCUCGACCUCCUCCGAGUCGACUAUCCGUCCGAACAAAAAGUCGCCAGCCACAGGACCAAAGUCGUACCUGAAGUCUCCUAUCUGGUGGUUGGGCAUUGCCCUCAUGACUGUCGGCGAGGCAGGAAACUUCCUCGCAUAUGGCUUUGCGCCCGCUUCUAUUGUGUCUCCUCUUGGUGUCGUUGCGUUGGUGUCAAACUGCUUGAUCGCGCCUCUGUUGCUGCACGAGCAGUUCAGGAUAAGAGAUGGAUUCGGUGUUAUAGUUGCAGUUGGCGGCUGCGUUACAGUCGUGCUCAGCGCCAGCGACAACAACCCGAAGUUGGGGCCUGACAAGAUCUGGGAACUCAUCUCGACCUGGGAGUUUGAGACAUACUUUGGUAUCACUGUCUUUUUGAUGCUAGUUCUGAUGUCGCUGAGCUCCAAGUAUGGGCACAAGUCUGUUUUGAUUGAUCUCGGUCUUGUUGGCUUGUUUGGUGGUUACACAGCUCUCUCGACUAAAGGUGUGGCAUCCUUGCUCUCCAACACCAUCUGGCACGUCGUUACUUUCCCCAUCACAUACCUCCUGGUCGCAGUUCUGGUGUCAACGGCCAUCUUGCAGAUCAAGUAUCUCAACCGCGCUCUCCAGCACUUUGACUCGACUCAAGUCAUUCCGGUCCAGUUUGUCAUCUUCACGCUUUCGGUCAUUGUUGGCAGUGCAAUUCUCUACCGCGAUUUUGAACGAACGACAACAGACGAUGCCAUCAAGUUCUUCGCGGGAUGUGCCUUGACCUUCUCAGGAGUCUGGCUGAUCACGUCAGGACGUGGAAAG
Molecule: messenger RNA, 1062 nt
Organism: Aureobasidium namibiae CBS 147.97
Lineage: Eukaryota; Fungi; Ascomycota; Dothideomycetes; Dothideales; Saccotheciaceae
Product: DUF803-domain-containing protein
Exons: 2
Biological process (GO): magnesium ion transport
Cellular component (GO): membrane
Molecular function (GO): magnesium ion transmembrane transporter activity
Source: RefSeq, a predicted model, not a curated record